CGGCCGCGCUUCUCCUCGUCCGACCGAGCGCGUCCCUUCGCUUCCUUCCAGUUUCUAGCCCUCGCGCCCGCGGUCGUCACCGGCACACCCAAACCCACCAUGACGGCCACGAAGCUCAACCCGGCCGCGGCGCCGUUCCCUUGCCCCUACCCCUACUACGCGCCGCCGCCCCCGUUCCCGCUCCCGGGCGCCUGCCCGCCUACGCUCCCGCUCGUCACCUACUCCUACGUCUUGUCCCCGCAGGGCCGCCUCGGCUUCUACCUCCCGGUGCGGCAGUACUCGUCCCCGCCGGUCCCACGCAAGGGCGUCUCCGCGGCGCCGCACCACGGCCGCCUCCCGCCGCCCAAAGUCAUGGCGGCCUUCUCCGGGCCCUGCGGCGCGGGGAAGCGCCAGGCUGCGGCGCCUCCGGUGGCCGCCGCCGCGCGUGCCCAGGUGCCGGCGGCGCCGCGCAAGCCGCGGCAGGAAGCGGGGAGCAGGAGCCACGCCGUGGCGCCGCGGCAGAAAGCGGAGAGCAGGAGGAGCCAGGCCGUGGCGCCGUGGCCACGGAAGGCGGCUGGUCCCCGCGCGCGCCUCGCCGCGCAGCGUGAGGCGCCCCCGCCGCCGUCCCUCUACACGAAGCGGCCGCUGCAUUGGGUGAAGCCGAAGCCCUCGGAGCUCGGCGAGUGCACUACCAUCAUGCUCCGGAAUAUCCCCAAUAAGCUCAGGAGCGGCGAUCUGAUCAGUUUGCUCGACGAGCAGUGCGCGCACGCCAACAGGGCCGCCGGCUCCGUCGUCGCGGCGUACGACGUCAUGUACCUUCCGAUGGACUUCCGGAAGGAAGCGAACUUUGGCUACGCGUUCAUAAACCUGACGACGCCGGCGGCCGCCAAGGUGCUCUACUGCGCGUUGCAAAACUGCGGCUGGAAAGUGCAGGGCUCCAAGAAGGUCAUCAGGAUCGACCAGGCCGCGCAGCAGGGCAAGGCGACGCUGGUGAGGCACUUGGAGAGGAUGCGGCUGGAGUGCGACAAGGACGAGUUCCUGCCGGUGCAGUUCUCGCCGCCGCGCGACGGCGUGAACGUCCCCGCCGCGCCCUGCCGCAUCCGCGUGCAGCCGCUGGCCCUCGGCGAGGGGCGCGGGCCUCGUCCCAGGCCGAGGCCCAAGGCUGCUUAGCUAGAGCUAGCUAGCGCCAUGGGCGCCAGCGCCACUAGUGGGAUGCAUGGGGGGAGUCAAACGAUGCAUGCAUGCAAGCAUGCAUACGAUGGACGCGGGCAUGCGGCGGAGUAGGAAGAGUGCUUCGGACGUUGUUGCAUUGGUGGUGGCGUCGUCGGGCCGGGCGGUGAUCUGAGAGUCUCAAGUCCGUCAAGUAUGCCUUCCCCUUCCUCUAGACCUCUCUUCUACCCGUCCGACGAGGAGGAGGAGGGGUAGGCUGGGGGGACUUUGGACGGUAGCCUAGUAGGGUCGAUGCAUGUGUACUCGUAGUAGUCUGUGUGUGUACUCGUGGUUGUGCAGCGUGUCUGUACUCUGUAGUUGGAUCUGUACUGCCUGCCUUGCCUGUGUUGUGUUGUGUGCUACUGAUAGGAGGACGUCUGAUGGCAGGCCGCGCAGCAGCUGUCUAGCUACAAGUAGGGUACUAGCUAGGCAAUGUGUGUGUCCCACUCCCCACCCA
Zea mays is the source of this 1645-nucleotide messenger RNA. Its product is annotated as protein MEI2-like 7. Gene Ontology annotation, molecular function: nucleic acid binding. NCBI's taxonomy places the organism in Eukaryota, Viridiplantae, Streptophyta, Magnoliopsida, Poales, Poaceae. The record is from RefSeq and is a predicted model, not a curated record. The coding region runs from base 100 to 1149 and encodes 349 amino acids. The transcript is spliced from 4 exons.